AUGCCUCCCAAGAAAGCUACUGCCACAGCCAAGAAGGCUGCGCCUGCUGCGCACACCUCCUACCGUGAUAUGAUCAAGGAUGCCAUUGUGAACCUCAAAGAGCGCAAUGGUUCCAGCCGCCAGGCCAUCAAGAAGUAUGUGUCGGCAAACAACAAGAUCACCUUCGCGUCUCAGAGCGCCUUUGAUGCCCAGUUCAACAAGGCUAUCAAGUCUGGCGUCGAGAAGGGCGAGUUCACCCAGCCUAAGGGCCCCUCCGGACCUCUGAAGCUGGCCAAGAAGGAGGCCAAGCCCGCUGCUAAGCCCGCCGUGAAGCCUGCUGCUAAGGCUACUAAGGCUACCAAGGCUGCUCCCAAGAAGGCUGCCGCCCCCAAGGCCGCUGCUACCAAGAAGGCCGCCCCCAAGAAGACUGCUACCGCUAAGGUCACCAAGACCACUGCUAAGAAGCCUGCUGCCAAGAAGGCUGCUGCUAAGCCCAAGGCCAACUCUGGAAAGGCCCGCAAGACCAAGACCCCCUCCACUGCCGCUCCCGCAAUUGUUGAGCAGCCCAAGAUUCUCGGCAAGACCAAGUCUGGCCGGGUUACCAAGACCACUGCGCCGCCGCCAACCAAGGCUCCCGCUAAGAAGCGUGCGGCUAAGAAAUAG
This is a messenger RNA of Penicillium pulvis, 642 nucleotides long. Its product is annotated as histone H1/H5 family protein. Gene Ontology annotation, cellular component: nucleosome. Lineage: Eukaryota; Fungi; Ascomycota; Eurotiomycetes; Eurotiales; Aspergillaceae. The record is from RefSeq and is a predicted model, not a curated record. Gene Ontology annotation, molecular function: DNA binding; structural constituent of chromatin. Bases 1 to 642 code for a protein of 213 amino acids. The transcript is spliced from 7 exons. Gene Ontology annotation, biological process: nucleosome assembly.